This is a messenger RNA of Ostrea edulis (European flat oyster), 2571 nucleotides long. Its product is annotated as mesenchyme-specific cell surface glycoprotein-like. NCBI's taxonomy places the organism in Eukaryota, Metazoa, Mollusca, Bivalvia, Ostreida, Ostreidae. The coding region runs from base 843 to 2534 and encodes 563 amino acids. The transcript has 11 exons. The record is from RefSeq and is a predicted model, not a curated record.
GGCAGGGAUCUUCAGAUAGUUCAUAUUAGUAUGCAAGCAUCCUCAGGUAAUGCAGAUUCAAGUUUGUUCAUAUCAUGGCUGCGGAGGCUAGGGUGAGGCCACAAUAGGGAACCAAGUUUUAUAUUGGAGUAUACAGGACAAGUUUUAGAUAAAAAAUUUCUCGAGAGGAACCGGACCGUUGUUAGUGAUAUUACUGUGCAAGCAUCCUUAGGUAGUGCAAAGUCCAAUUUGCGGUUCUCGGAGGUUGAAUGAGGCCACAAUAGGGGAUCAACAUCUUACAUGGGAAUAAUAGUAAAAGGUCUUUAAAAUCAAUGCCUGGGAGGUAGGUUUGGGCCGCAGUACGGAUUCAAAGUUUUACAUGAGAGUGUAUUGUGGAAAAUUUGAAUUUUGUAAAAAGUAUAUAUUGAUCAUGGGGUAAGGGUGGGGCUAAAAUAGGGAAUAUUUUUUUUUUUUUUUUUUUUUACAUGAUACACGAAUAAAGGGAAUAUAAGGUAUCCCUAUUUUGUGUGGAUUUAUGUACAGGUAGGUUAAAUCAUAACCCCCUUUGUCUUAGGUGAGGGCAUAACAAGAGUUCAAAAUCUUUCGUGGGAAUAAAGAGGGUAAACAACCUUUUAUAUAGUCUUCAGAAGAAUAGCAGGACCAGAUUGACGCAGGUAAGCGUUGUGACCAAUGGGCCUCUUGUUUGUAUUUUCAAGAAUGAUUUUUUAAAUCGCAAACUUUGUGACAGCGUUAACGACUGAAAACACGCAGCUGUACAUAUAUGACCUCUGCACUUUCGUCUUGAUAUACUGACACUCGGGGAAUCUUGCACAGUUUGGGAACACUGAUUAGAUAAAUUGACGAUGAGGUUACUCACCUUCUUUAUUGCGGUCCUCUACACUUACUGUGAUGCCACAAUUCAGCUAACAAAGCAGUCCUACAUGAAAUUCCCCUACCAGUUUUCCAAUGGUGAUCCAUCCAAUCCGAGAUACGGACUUUUCCAAAAUGCAGCUCACAAGGCCACCUACCACACUGUUGAUAAAAUUCUAUAUGUUGCUUCUGCGCGAUCAACAGAAAAGUACCUACACAUCAUUGACAUGAAUAAACCGGCCAGUCCAACUAUCCUGAUGACCCACGUGUUCAGUGACGCUGUAGACGGUAUGAUCACUGCAGUGGAGGCGUGUCCAGACACAAUUGCAGUGGCACUGUCCGCCGCGGACCCAGUAUCCGAAGGUCACGUGGAGCUUUUCACUCCAUAUAAUAGAGCAGAUCGUGUGUUUUCUAGACUUGGUCGAAUACCUGUUGGAGUUCAUCCAAAAGAUUUGUCUUACACCACGGAUUGUACUCGACUGGUUGUUGCCAAUGCUGGUCCUGCUACAAUAGAUCCAUCAUCAAACAGUUUUGCAGACCCUGAGGGUACAGUAACAAUAAUCACCAGAAAUGAUCAGGGAUUUCCCAUGGAGAUCAACAUUGAUUUCACUCAGUUGAAUGAAAAAGAUGAAGAUUACAUGAGGAACGGCGUCCGAUAUGUCUUCCGUGGGGACCAUGAUAAGGGAGUAGUCAAUACUUUUUCACAGGAUCUCGAGCCCGAGUCAAUAACCAUCAGCAACGAUGACAGAUUCGCUUUUAUUUCAUGCCAGAGAAAUAAUGCUAUAAUGAAAAUUGACUUGGUGCAUCCGAGGAUCAUAGAGCUUUAUGCUUUGGGAGUCAAGAACUGGACAAGUUAUACGUUGGAUGCCAGUGAUCAAAAUACUGCUGCACACCUGCGUCAUCACACAGUCUACUCAUUCUACCAACCUGGAAAACUUGCGUUUGGGUUAGUCGAUGGUAAAGGAUAUGUCCUGUCCGCCGACACUGGAAAAAUCACAACUUAUACGUCAUCGUCACAAGGUUAUGACUUCAGCGAUGCCCUUAGAGGAAGAGAAGCUUGGAAUGGCGGAACAUUUGACAAGACCACGAUGAAUCCCACACUCCAAGCAGAAAUCCAGGAUAACCAACAGCUGGGCAGGGUAUACUUGAGUAUAAAGGAUGAAUUCAACAUCUAUGAUAAAAUUGAAGACGUUUUUCUGUUUGGCGGGCGUGGUAUUUCUUUGUGGGACUCUACAACUAUGGCCCACGUCUUUGACAGUGGGGACGACCUAGAGAUGAGGGCCUCCAUGAGCUACGCAUCCACAUUUAAUGGAGAUUGUAGCAAUGCUAAUAGUUCUCCGCUUCAACAGGUUGAUCAGAGGUCGGAUGAUAUGGGCCCAGAGUCCAGUGCCAUGGCUGUGGGUACCGUGGGGACGACGCCGGUUCUAAUUGUUGGCUCCAGGAUGGGUGUCUUGUACGUCUUCAACAUGAGAGGUAUCAGUGCUAAUUUUGAGAGCAUUCACCGUGAGGGUAGAACAGACGACACCUGGAACAACCUGUACAAUGCCGAUGCAGCUGGAGAUCAAGGUGUCUCCGAUAUUGGAUUUGUUGGUGCACAGGACAGUUCCUCUGGAGUUCCUUUUAUUUACGUCAUCGGACAAGCUACCGGCUCACUCUCCAUUUACUCUGUGGAAGACGUAUCCUGAAGUUUGAUAUUAAAUGUUAAGUCUAAGGGCAAAUGUU